This is a messenger RNA of Melospiza melodia melodia, 1607 nucleotides long. RefSeq names its product transcription factor AP-2 epsilon (gene TFAP2E). NCBI's taxonomy places the organism in Eukaryota, Metazoa, Chordata, Aves, Passeriformes, Passerellidae. The transcript has 7 exons. Gene Ontology annotation, molecular function: RNA polymerase II transcription regulatory region sequence-specific DNA binding; DNA-binding transcription factor activity, RNA polymerase II-specific. Gene Ontology annotation, cellular component: nucleus. Gene Ontology annotation, biological process: regulation of transcription by RNA polymerase II; anatomical structure development; regulation of cell population proliferation. The coding region runs from base 1 to 1305 and encodes 434 amino acids. The record is from RefSeq and is a predicted model, not a curated record.
AUGCUUGUGCACAGCUACCCGGGCAUGGACCGAGCCGAGGGGCUGCCCGGGGCGCCGGCCGGGGCCCGCCUGCCGCAGCUGCCCUCGCUCAACCAGGCGCCCUAUGGCUCGGCGCCGCCGCUCUGCCACACGCCCGCCGCCGACUUCCAGCCGCCCUACUUCCCCCCGCCGUACCCGCAGCCGCCGCUGCCGUACCCGCAGGGCCAGGAGCCCGCUUACCCUCACCUGGCGGACCCGUACGCGGCGCUCAGCCCCCUGCACCAGCACCAGCAGCCGGCCUGGCCCCCGCAGCGCGGCCGGCAGGACGAGCCGGGGCUGCUCUCGCAGACGCACCGCGCCCUGGGGCUCGACCCUCGCCGCGAGUACCCCGCCGUGCCCCGCCUGCUCCACGGGCUGCCCGACGGCGGCCACGGCCUCGCCGACGGCCCGCUGGGCCUCCACGGCCUCGGCCACCACGGCCUCGAGGACAUCCAGGCCGUGGACGACGGCGGCAUGAACCUGCUCGAUCAGUCCGUGAUCAAGAAAGUGCCCAUCCCCUCCAAGGCCAACGGCGCCACCAUCCCCGCGCUGCCCAUGAGCAAGGACGGCCUCAUCGGAGGCGUCACCAACCCCAACGAGGUUUUCUGCUCCGUGCCCGGCCGCCUGUCCCUGCUGAGCUCCACCUCCAAGUACAAGGUGACGGUCGGGGAGGUGCAGAGGAGGCUCUCGCCCCCCGAGUGUCUCAACGCCUCUCUCCUCGGCGGGGUCCUCCGCAGAGCCAAAUCAAAAAAUGGGGGUCGGUGUUUAAGGGAAAGGUUAGAGAAAAUUGGAUUAAAUCUACCUGCAGGAAGGCGCAAAGCUGCCAACGUCACCCUGCUCACAUCCCUCGUGGAAGGUGAAGCCAUUCACCUGGCCCGGGAUUUUGGCUACGUCUGUGAAACCGAGUUCCCGGCCAAGGCAGCAGCGGAGUACCUGUGCCGGCAGCACUCCGACCCCACGGAGCUCCACACCAGGAAAAACAUGCUGCUGGCCACCAAGCAAAUUUGCAAGGAGUUUGCAGACCUGAUCGCCCAGGAUCGCUCUCCGCUGGGGAACAGCCGCCCCUCGCUGAUCCUGGAGCCGGGCGUGCAGAGCUGCCUGACCCAUUUCAGCCUCAUCACCCACGGCUUCGGGGGCCCUGCCAUCUGCGCCGCCCUCACCGCCUUCCAGAACUACCUGGUGGAGUCCCUCAAGGGGCUGGAUAAAAUAUUCCUCAACAGCACGGGCAACGGGCACACGGCCGGGGACUCCAAAGCGUCAGACAAGGAGGUGAAGCAUCGGAAAUAACGAAAUUGCAGCGCUGCCUCCCCGCCGUGGGAGCUUCCCCUGGCUCCACGGGGGGAAAAAGGUGACCCACAGCACUGUUCCUGAACUGCUGAGUUUGGAUGUCAUAAAGCAAAGAAAGAACAGACGGGGAAAAAAAGGAAGAUUUAAAGAAUUUGAGAAGAAAACAGUGCUAAUGAACGUAGUGAGGCUGAGAGAAGCCAGGCUGGUGGCUUUGGGGUUUUGCCUUUUUUUUUUUUUUUGUUUUGUAACGUGGAUGCAGGAAGACAAGUCAUGUGCAAUUUGAUUUUAUUUUGCUUUUUUUU